This is a messenger RNA of Charadrius vociferus (killdeer), 243 nucleotides long. RefSeq names its product serine protease inhibitor Kazal-type 6-like. The coding region runs from base 1 to 243 and encodes 80 amino acids. NCBI's taxonomy places the organism in Eukaryota, Metazoa, Chordata, Aves, Charadriiformes, Charadriidae. The transcript is spliced from 4 exons. Gene Ontology annotation, molecular function: protein binding. The record is from RefSeq and is a predicted model, not a curated record.
AUGAAGGCAACAGGUGCCUUAGUGCUUCUCAGCCUGCUGCUGCUCUCUUUCUUCUCGGAUGUAGCAGGUCAAGACAUUGAAGAGAUUUGUAGAGAGUUUGUAAACAGAAGUGUGUACUGCACGAGGGAGUCCAACCCUCACUGCGGCACGGAUGGCAUCACGUACGGAAACAAGUGCGCCUUCUGCAAGGCAGUGCUGAGAAGUGGAGGGAAAAUAAGAUUGAAGCACCUGGGGAAAUGCUGA